This is a messenger RNA of Drosophila yakuba, 3638 nucleotides long. RefSeq names its product unextended protein-like. Gene Ontology annotation, biological process: magnesium ion homeostasis; transport. Lineage: Eukaryota; Metazoa; Arthropoda; Insecta; Diptera; Drosophilidae. Gene Ontology annotation, cellular component: plasma membrane. The transcript is spliced from 5 exons. Gene Ontology annotation, molecular function: transmembrane transporter activity. The record is from RefSeq and is a predicted model, not a curated record. Bases 2722 to 3393 code for a protein of 223 amino acids.
CACAUUUUGCAAAAAAGUCUUUAAACAUAUACAUAAAAUAAGUCAGCUUUGUGUUUUAUUAAGUUAGUUACACAAUAGUGGGUAAACUGAUCAACAAGAAGUAAUUUUUGUCACUUAAAGUAACUGGACAAAUUGGUCCACAAACAUCUGAGUGCGCAACAAAUAGGAGUCGGUAACGGUAGCCUUGCUUGCUCUUCAUUUAAACAUGAUUCACAAAUUUUUUUAAUCAAAUAAUUUCAUUAUUUAUUUGUAUUUCUAAUAACUUUUUAUCGCUUAUAUUUCCAAGCCUCUCAUGCCAUAAUCGAAAAUAAUGUUUAUUUUUCGCAUAUUUGCAUAAUAUAUGAUUGAUACUGCACAAUAGGAAUGUUGUUAAACAUACCUGAAUUCUUGGCCACGAUCAAUCCAUUCUUGAAAAUGGUUAACCGAGUCUUGUCAAAUUUGAUUGACAUUCCUGCCUCUUGUAGGCGCUUCACGGACAUCAAGUUUCCAGCACAAUGCCGCGCUUAAUUGAGUAAAUAUAUUCGCCUUGCUUGGCCACAGCGAUCUUCAGCGGCGGCACCAAUUCCACAAAAUUAACGCACAGCGACUCAUCAUUUUGAGAAGAUCCCUUGCACCUCAUUUAUCUACCGCGCGGUUUUCAUUCCCUUCGUUUACCAUGAAUGCAAUGCCUUGUGAUGUUGCGGUUUUAGCUUGUUUUUUGUAGUUUGUAUUAUCUUUAUUUCUUUCAGUUAGUAUUCUUUUAUAGUGGUAACAAUCCUUUUUAAUGUGUCCCUGUUUGUAGUGAGAUCUAACCCUAUUCUUAGAAUUCACCUUCAAUGUUUUCUUUUGUUUAGUUACGCGAAUUUUAAAUGAGUUGUUUUCAAAGCUGUAGUUUUUAUUUUGCACAAUCGUAUUUAAAAAAUUUCCUGCUGAUGUUUUUACGAUCAUUUUUAAUUUUAGUUUCCUGAUCUAGCAUCUAUUCUUAACAAAUCCCAAUGUUAAAUAUUCGUCUGAUAAUGGCUGUGGUGACGCCAUCGUAAGCCGAAGGCAAUGUAAUAAACAUUGGGACACUUUAUCAAUCUCUUCUAUUUUGGCACCUGCGGCCAAUUGAUAUUUUUUUUCUUUUAUAUAUCGCGUUCGAAUUUCCAAGAAUUUGACGCGCCGUUAUAUCCCUCGUCGCAAAGUUUAGAAAUAAAUUUUUGCACAACGCUCAGGUAAUUUAUCAGGUAUGUCUUGAUCGAUGACCUUAAGCACAUCCAGUUCGGUCAAUAAAGCCCUUAUUCUGAAUUCCCAAAUCGCAUACUUCUCGCCAUUGAAUGGCUUUAUAUUUCGUUUUCCCUUGUCCAUGCUAGCGUGCACAUAUACACAGGUCUAUAAGUAUAGGUUAACACGCGUGGAACUAAACUCAAUGCAAUUUUACAAUAGCUCGUAAUUUCACAAGAAUUCUAAAUUACCAAAAAUCGAAAUAGUUGUUUUAUUAAUAGUUGUUUUACAAAUCAAUUGUCUUAAGCAUUCAACAAUUUUUGCAAAAACAAUAACCAACGACGGGGUAGAAACUUACUCGCCUUUUCGGGAACCAUAGGUAUGUUAUGUUAUUUGCCAAGGGCAACGUAAUGGAAACCAAAUUUUAAUUUCUAAAUGAGAAAAGCUGUCGAUUCGUGAAAAGAGCUAUUAUUGUAUUUUACACAAAUAACAAUCACUGCCAUUCAAUUCAGAACAGAAACGAAGCUUAAUUAUUAGUACUCGGUACACCCUUUUUGUAAACAAAAAUGCCUUAAAAUAUUCCCCAUUAAGAUCUUUACACUUCAGCACUCGUUUCAACCAAGUGUCGAAGCACUUUUGCCACUGAUUGAUAUCAAAAUCAAAUAACAUUGACCUCUCUUUUUAUUUUUCAAGAACGGAAAUAAGUCGAACUUAACAAUUAAACAUUGUUGCUUAAUAAUGCACAGUUUGAGGAGAUUUGUGGAAGCUCGAUUAUAUUUUUUUUAAGCAUUUCUUUCUUCCAAUCGGCACGAGCCUUCUUUUAAGUGAUUGACAAACUGUGUGAGUUCCAACGCGAUUACAUUUUUUGACGGUCAUAUGUUCAUGUAUUAUUAAAUGUAUGCUGGUCUAACUAAUGCCUAAGGUCACAGCAUCAAUGGUUUUUGGAACAACAACGGAUUUUGGAAUUCCUUCAAGAAAUUCGCCUUCAACCUCUGUUAUAGUCUUCAAACCAUCCUUAAACAUUGGUUUUUGAUAAAGCUUCAUCCCCAAAAAUGUCAAAACGGUCUAAGUACGUAUACCCUCAAAACUGUUUAGCUUAACAAUAGAGCUUACAGUUGUCAGAUUGUCCAUUCCCGAAUAAAAUAAAAUAAAAGGCUCGUAGCGCCUAUCGCAACACUUCUGUCUGGCCACCAGCUUCAAGAUUUUGUAAAAACGUCAUUUAAAUGUACUAUUAACAUUUAAUGUAUGCCACUGGAAAAUAUAAAGAAUUAAUUUUAUAGCAGUUUAAAUAAGUUAAAAUUUCUAAAAUUAUUAUGUAUUAUGGUCUAUUUUGACAAUACGCUAGAGAGAUUAUUAUGCUCUCAUAGUAACAUGCCAGAUAUGCCGACUUAGCACUAGGACUGUCCAUUGCAUGUUUAUAUAACCUUGGAAUUAAGAAAUACAAUGUACCCAGUGGUACAGUAAUUUUGCACUUAUUGUAAAUAAUUUAAACGCUUGGUAGUAUUUUGGCUACAACAUUUAUAUAAACCAUUUACACCCAUGACUGGUUGGAAUUGCUUAUUGGACCCUCCUAAGAGUAAUAAUUUGAGAUGUACCUUAUUAUUUUAUAAAGAGGACGUUCGUAACAAGCAGCUGCUUGAGAUUAUGAACUCUCGCUUUAAUGAUCUUAAUGAGCUCAUUAAUAACACUUUGCGAGCACCGGAGGGACGGAUAAAUAAACUCAAGGAUGACUUCGCUGCAAAUUUGCACAGCAGAGCUGCAACGACGACACCUUUGGAACAUCAAGGAAACUCCGAUUUUUUGAAAAUAAUAACAUUAGAACCGUUGAUACCUGUUUGGUUGGCCAUAAUCAUCAUCGUAACAUGCUUGGGCUUUUCGGCUUUGUUUUCAGGUCUUAACUUGGGUUUAAUGUCGAUGGACCGCACAGAAUUAAAGAUUUUGCGGAACACUGGUACGGAAAAAGAAAAAAAUAUGCAUCAAAGAUUGCACCUGUUCGUGAUCAAGGCAGUGUGUUCAAGACAUGGAUUGGCAAUUGGAGCUAAGACCAUUUUAGUAACCAAAACCGUAAUGGCUAUAACAGCCCCACUAUCUUAUCCAGUUUCUCGUAUUCUUGAUAAAUUAUUAGGCGAAGAAAUUGGUAAUGUUUACAACCGAGAACGUUUAAAAGAACUUGUCCGUGUUACAAACGAUGUAAAUGAUCUUGAAAAAUGAGGUAAACAUAAUAUCCGGAGCUCUCGAAUUGCGUAAGAAAACUGUUGCUGACGUAAUGACGCAUAUAAAUGAUGCAUUUAUGCUGUCAUUGGAUGCGCUACUUGAUUUUGAAACAGUGUCAGAAAUUAUGAAUUCUGGGUAUUCUCGUAUUCCGGUAUACGAUGGUGAUAGAAAAAACAUUGUUACUUUACUUUAUAUUAAAGAUUUGGCAUUUGUUGAUACUGAUGAUAACACUCCUUUAAAAA